This is a messenger RNA of Caenorhabditis elegans, 1694 nucleotides long. RefSeq names its product MARVEL domain-containing protein. NCBI's taxonomy places the organism in Eukaryota, Metazoa, Nematoda, Chromadorea, Rhabditida, Rhabditidae. The transcript has 8 exons. Bases 41 to 1207 code for a protein of 388 amino acids. The record is from RefSeq and is marked reviewed.
AACAUAAUCAAUAACCAGACCAUAUCAGUUAAUUAUUUGAAUGGCGGACCCGCUUUAUUGCCUGCGGGGGGCCACAAUUGCGAUUGCUGUCUGGAAUAUUAUCUAUUGCUUUAUUCAAUUCGGAAUUCUUGGAUGGCAAUUUCAAGUUGUCAAGAAUAUCCUGGCAGAGUAUGAAAAUCGACAACUUCCGGCAACUGGAGCAAUUGAUGGAUUUCAAGCAAGAUUCCCUGGACUUUAUCAGAUUUAUACGGAGACCCCGGAAAGAAGACGAGCUAAUGCCAUGUACGUCAUCAUAAUCGUUUGCGUCAUUUUUGCCAUUCUAAAUCUACUCACGUCUGUCUUACUUUUGUAUGCAGCUUUUAAGUAUUUGAAAGUGUUAAUUUGGCCGUGGUUUGGAACUUCCGUACCGCUAUGCAUUAUGACAACAGCUUACUCGGUUUUGUGGUGGAGUGGGGAUGUAUUCAAUGAGCAACUCACUAUGUCAAUUUUUGAAUUCGUGAUGUCAGUUGCGAUAAAUGUUAUUACAAUCAUUGUUGUGAUAGUAUUCUUCUCUCGACUCUCCGGAUCCCUUAUCUCAACACGCCCGAAGCACAGCAGAAGGCGUCGUCGAAAUCAUGUAUCAAAAAUUUACCUGGAUCCUAAUGAUGCUCGACGCCAUCAGAAGCAUCAUCACAGAUCUCAUUCCUAUUCUCGACCUGUCGCUCCUCCACAACUUCAACUGGCACCUCCUGAGCCUGUCACUGCGGCUCCUUAUCUGGCUCUUGACUCGGCGGCCCUUUUCACCCCGAAACCGAAGGGUGACCUGUUGGUUCCGGAAAUAGUUCCGGAUUGGAGAAGAGAGUGGCCAGCGGUGCCUGAUGUGCAGUUACAGAGGCAUUUGAAUAAGCAGAGGAAGGAGGAUUUGAGGAGAAUGGGGUAUAAUGUUCCACCAGGGCCUGGAGCACCAGGCCCGAGUACAAAACUCGACUUCUACGCGCCCGAACCAGACCAGAUCGGUUUUCCGUGGAAGUACAAGACGAUGAACGAGACACUGCGGGCGAAGCGAGAGACGCCGGCCGAACGAAUCAAGAAGCUCUAUUACCAGCAUUGGCCAGAGGAUUUGCCGAAUAUGCCGAUGGAGAUGAGAAGGCGAAUGCAAGAAGAACGCGAACAUGUGGAGAUUGAGAGGAAUAAGAGCAAGCUGAAGGGUUUUGAGGAUGAUGUGUAGAGCUCCGCAGUUCAAAAAGCGUUGAAAAAGUCACAACUGGUGCAUAAUAUUGAUAGUUGUUUUUGUUUAAAUAAAACCCCAAAAAAAUAUCCAGAUUUUUUUUUGAAUUUUUCGGAAGGCUCUAGAAUACUUCAAAAUUUUGCCAAAUUUUUCAGAAGGUUCUAGAAAAUUCCAAAAUUAUUUUUGAUUUUCUGAGAAGGUUCUAGAACAUUCCAGAAAUUGUUAAAAAUUUCCAAAAGGUUCUAGAACAUUCCAGGAUUUUUUUAAAGAAUUUUUUUCAAAUUCCCUUGCCUUAAAAUCACAUCUAGCAUUCAAUGCCCUUUGCUUCCACAUAAAUUUCCCUUUCAAUAAUUUCCUUUCUCUUUUCCUGUACAUUUGAUGAUGAUUAUUAUUGUUCUCCUCCUCCCCAUAACUGUUCCUCAUUUUCUCUCCCUCUUCCUUCUCCGAUCUCUUGUGAUGCCAAAUGAAUAAAAAUUCUGUACGCGAA